Molecule: messenger RNA, 2254 nt
Organism: Haliotis rufescens (red abalone)
Lineage: Eukaryota; Metazoa; Mollusca; Gastropoda; Lepetellida; Haliotidae
Product: cholinesterase-like
Exons: 4
Coding region: 136-1908 (590 amino acids)
Molecular function (GO): cholinesterase activity
Source: RefSeq, a predicted model, not a curated record
GUGUUGCGGUAUUUUCCCGUCCCCAGCGGAACGUAUGAAGUACACACCCUCCUGUUUACAGGGACAAAGUCCAUCCCAUGAAGACUGUAUCCCUGAGUUUUACAGUAAUACAACGCUAUCUACGCCAGUAACAAUAUGUUACGACAUCGAAUAUAUGUGACGAGUGUUGUGCUGAUCUUGUGCUGUGUUUACAUCACUGAUGGGCAAGAAGUGAACACCAGCCAAGGCCGUUUGCGGGGAACAACUCUAUCUGUUCGUGGCAAACACGUGGACGUUUUCCAUGGCAUACCGUUUGCCAAACCCCCUGUCGGAAACCUCCGCUUCAAACAUCCCUCUCCUCCCGAUUCCUGGGAUCCAGAGAUCCGGAACGCCACACAAGAGAAGCCUCCCUGCCUUCAACCAAGGGACAUCUUCAGCUUCCCCGAAGACUACCGCAAGACCCCAGGCAACCUAAGUGAGGACUGUCUGUACUUGAGUUUAUGGAGGCCUUCCAACAUUUCACAGGCGUCUAACCUGGCCGUCAUGGUGUUCAUCUACGGCGGGGGAUGGGGCAUUGGAUCUAUUAGAUUGGGUUUAUAUAACGGACAGUACCUUGCUGCUGAGAAUGACAUUAUCCUUGUGUCCAUCAACUACAGACUUGGACCUUUGGGGUUCGGGUACUUGGGUCCGGAUACAAUACCUGGUAACAUGGGUUUGAUGGACCAGCGGAUGGCCUUGAAAUGGGUCAACGAUAACAUAGCCAGGUUUGGUGGUGACGUCAACAGAAUAACCAUAUUUGGAGAAAGUGCUGGUGCAGUGUCAGUCGGUCUCCAUCUUCUGUCGCCUCUGUCACGUGAUCUGUUCAAAUAUGGUGUCCUGGAAAGUGGGUCUCCGAAUCAACCAGUGAGCCGUCAAGUGUAUCAGGAUCACGAUACGGCGCGGUCGUAUGUAAGAACAUUUGGCGCCAUUGUAGGCUGCACUGGCUCUACAGAUGCUGACCUCUUUACAUGUCUGCAGAAGGUGGAGGCUGAUGCGAUCACGCCUGCCUUUGUGAAGGGCCUCGAACACGGACGAGCUCAUUCACCAGUCAUAGACAAGUACUUUAUGCCAGAUGAUCCUCUGACGUUGAUGAAGACGGGGCAAUUCAAGAAGACGAACAUAUUACAGGGAUGCAACAAGGAUGAAUCGACUGUCCUCGUGUUGCCAUUAAUGACGAACUUCACUCGUGAUGGACUGACCAGAGAGAAAUAUCUGGAAAUCAUGAAAUCAUACACACGAUUUUCUGGACCGGAGUCUAAAGCAGAAGCUCUUAGGCUAUUUUAUGAGGAGAUGCAGGAUCCGGUGGAACCUAUCAACUAUAUACAGGUCCUCAACAACAUCCGUGAUGACUUGGAGUUCACAUGUCGAGCUGUGGCCUUCUCUUCGUACUACUCUGAACACAAUGAUACAUAUAUGUACAGCUUCAACCAUCGUCUCUCCACCAGCAGUUAUCCCUCGUGGAUAGGAGCGACUCACACGUACGAACUGGAGAUGGUGUUUGGCCUGCCUCUUGACAGGUCAUUGGGAUUCCAACAGGACGAGGUGGAACUCAGUAGGACUAUCAUGACAUACUGGACUAACUUCGCCAAAACAGGAAACCCCAACAAGCCUGUUGCUGUGAGGAGUAAGUGGGCAGUGUUUAAGCAGCCAAGGGCACAAUACAUGUCCCUUGACGUUGGUGACAACCUGGCAACCAGGCAGCGUCUACACCAUCAACGGUGUAACUUCAUCAACAACAUAUUGCCUCUGGUACAAGAAGUCAGUAAAGAUAAAGACAUGACACCAGCGUCCACCGCGCCCUGCACGAACGCCAGUCUAAGAUCGUCUUGCGCCCGUCUUAACAUCAUGGCGCUGAUGACGGGUGUCCUUCUUCUGAGGCCCCUGGAUUAGCCAGAUGCUACCUGCGGUGCAACUUGCGUAGAAGCUACCCAUGUAACCCUCCCUUGGGACCUUUAGUAAUCACUUUACUUCUUGUGAUGGACGCUUGUUGCACCUCUUGAUUCAAUGUGUCUCACGUUGUCGUAAGAACACAAUAGUAAUAUUUAUAAAAUAAACUAAUAAUUCGUUUUGUUUGAAUGACAACCCUUUAUACAGUCUCAGUGAUAUAUCAGAAACUCGAAGUAGAUUUGUCAAAAUCUUUGUCGGGUUUUAUACCCGUGCUCGUGGGUUUCACCACGUGGUAAACAUCUGAGACCUGCAUCACUUCGGGAUUUCCACUCAUCGUCAACUUUUCAAA